Molecule: messenger RNA, 618 nt
Organism: Procambarus clarkii (red swamp crayfish)
Lineage: Eukaryota; Metazoa; Arthropoda; Malacostraca; Decapoda; Cambaridae
Source: RefSeq, a predicted model, not a curated record
AUGUGUCUACUGUGUGAGACGGGACCAAGUUGUCUCAGUCUGCCAUCGUACCUCAGUCCUCGCAGCUCAGGUGGUACACAGCAGUGUGAAGGUGGUACACAGCAGUGUGAAGGUGGUACACAGCAGUGUGAAGGUGGUACACAGCAGUGUGAAGGUGGUACACAGCAGUGUGGAGGUGGUACACAGCAGUGUGAAGGUGGUACACAGCAGUGUGGAGGUGGUACACAGCAGUGUGAAGGUGGUACACAGCAGUGUGAAGGUGGUACACAGCAGUGUGAAGGUGGUACACAGCAGUGUGAAGGUGGUACACAGCAGUGUGAAGGUGGUACACAGCAGUGUGGAGGUGGUACACAGCAGUGUGAAGGUGGUACACAGCAGUGUGAAGGAGGAACACAGCAGUGUGAAGGUGGAACACAGCAGUGUGAAGGAGGAACACAGCAGUGUGAAGGUGGAACAAUACAUCAGCCACAACACAGCAGCAGUCACAACUCAGCAGCCACACCACAGCAGCCACAACACAGCAGCAGCCACAACUCAGCAGCCACACCACAGCAGCCACAACACAGCAGCAGCCACAAAACACAGCGUGGCUCGGACACAGGUGGGGUGGGAAUGUGA